AUGAAGGUGGUUUGCGCUGCUGCUGAGUCUGACUGGGAGCGACUGGCUUCACUGGUGGAGACAGCUGCUGCUGCUAGGUUUGGCUUCUUCAGUGGUCAGCAACGAGGGUCAUCCAGAAAAAAAGUAAAAAUGCCAGUUAAAAGUAAGAAGAUCUUGACAUUGGUACUCAUUCAAGAAGCAAGGCGUGUUCUUCUUGGUAUGAAGAAACGCGGAUUUGGCAAGGGAAAUUGGAAUGGAUUUGGAGGCAAAGUGAAAACUGGAGAGGAGACGAUUGAGGAAGGUGCCAAAAGAGAAGUUCAGGAAGAAUGUGGCCUUAUUGUAUCAGAACUUGACAAAGUUGGCAUUCUCAAAUUUGAAUUUCUUGGAAAUCCAGAAUUAUUAGAAGUUCAUGUAUUUUCAAGUAGUUCUUAUGAAGGAAUCCCCAAAGAGAGUGAAGAGAUGCAGCCUCGAUGGUUCAACAUACAACGGAUUCCUUAUGAUCGUAUGUGGCCUGAUGAUCGGUUUUGGUUUCCACUUUAUUUGAAAGGAUCUCGUUUCACAGGAUAUUUUAUGUUAAAACGCAUGAGAGUGUUUAUCGCUUCUUUCUUUUUCUUUCUUUCUUUCUUUCUUUCUUUCUUUCUUUCUUUCUUUCUUUCUUUCUUUCUUUCUUGA
Acanthosepion pharaonis is the source of this 651-nucleotide messenger RNA. The record is from the annotation of a GenBank genome assembly. NCBI's taxonomy places the organism in Eukaryota, Metazoa, Mollusca, Cephalopoda, Sepiida, Sepiidae.